UGGCAGUUGUAGUGGAAAGGGCUGAGCUUCAUAUAAAUGUUUGCAGGCUACAAACUGACAAUUUAGAUCGCAUCCCCGAGAUCUCUGAAUUCAGAUUUACAGCAGAUAUGUCUACCAUCACUACUGUGGCACUCUUGGUUUUGCUGAUCAUCCAUGAAGGUAUCAGUGUUGGGGGUCCAGAAAUAAGUCCGCGAUGUCAGUGCAUCACGACGGAAAAAAGGAAGAUUGGUCGUUUAAUUGGAGAGGUGGAAGUGAGGCCUGCAAACUCACACUGCACUGAAAUAGAGAUCAUUGCCACUCUUAAAAAGGAUGGACAAAAGAUUUGUCUGGACCCUGAUGCUCCAUGGGUCAAAAAAGUGCUUGCCAAUAGACCAGCUGUGCAGACAACUUGAAGAGCAAACCUUCCCAGAUUUGGUUCAGAUGGAAGAAGGACAGAUUUUCAGCAUCCCCAAUGAUGAAAUGGGAGGAUGGGUUGCACUGACGGGGCACAAAGUUUGGCUGUUAUAUUUCAAAGGUGGCAUUUAGAUCAUCUGUUCCCAAAUUUUCUGUUUCCUGAGCAAGAAAGGAAGGCACGGUGACACAAACUUAUAUUCUGAACAAUAUGUUAACCAUCAUAUGUCUACUUACUGAACAGGAUGGUAUUUCUACAAGAAAUGCAAAUUAUUCUAUUUCAAAUGUGAAGCGGAGUAAAUGUAAACAUACGUAUACUGUAUGUUUUAUGUAAAACAUUAAGACAAUGAUUGUGAAUAAACUGAUUUUACAAAUCACAAA
Molecule: messenger RNA, 771 nt
Organism: Amphiprion ocellaris (clown anemonefish)
Lineage: Eukaryota; Metazoa; Chordata; Actinopteri; Pomacentridae
Product: interleukin-8-like
Exons: 4
Coding region: 108-392 (94 amino acids)
Biological process (GO): neutrophil chemotaxis; antimicrobial humoral immune response mediated by antimicrobial peptide; inflammatory response
Cellular component (GO): extracellular region
Molecular function (GO): chemokine activity; CXCR chemokine receptor binding
Source: RefSeq, a predicted model, not a curated record